Molecule: messenger RNA, 2280 nt
Organism: Trichosurus vulpecula (common brushtail)
Lineage: Eukaryota; Metazoa; Chordata; Mammalia; Diprotodontia; Phalangeridae
Gene: PRKG2
Product: protein kinase cGMP-dependent 2
Exons: 18
Coding region: 1-2280 (759 amino acids)
Biological process (GO): protein phosphorylation
Molecular function (GO): ATP binding; cGMP-dependent protein kinase activity
Source: RefSeq, a predicted model, not a curated record
AUGGGAAAUGGUUCUGUGAAACCCAAACAGUCCAAGAUUCCAGAUGGCCAUGCUGGGAAAUUUUCCGGCACAAUUGAUGCUCUUCGGAGCAAAGUGAUAGAACUGGAAAGGGAGCUGAAGAGGAAGGAUGAAGAGCUGCAGCAGAGGGACUAUCAUCUUCGAGAGCUGCAGGAGAAGCUCUCAAAGCAGACAAUUGCUCUUGCUGAGAUCACUGAGGAGCUCCAAAACAAAUGUAUCCAGCUGAAUAAGCUACAAGAUGUAGUUAACAUUCAGGGAGGAAACUCACUUCUAUUUUCUCCAUGCAAAGUGUCUCUUCAGAUCAACAGAAGGACCUCAGGCUUAGUCUCUCUCCACAGCAGGAGAGGUGCCAAGGAAGGGGUAUCUGCCGAACCAACCACCAGGACCUUUGCAGAAUUUUCAUUUGAGAAAGCAAGAGUCAGAAAGGACUCAAGUGACAAGAAGCUCAUCACAGAUGCCCUGAAUAAAAAUCAGUUUUUGAAGAGACUGGACCCUCAGCAGAUUAAAGAUAUGGUGGAAUGUAUGUAUGGAAGAAACUACCCUCAAGGCAGUUAUAUUAUUAAGCAAGGAGAACCAGGAAAUCAUAUUUUUGUAUUGGCAGAGGGAAGAGUAGAGGUAUUUCAAGGGAACAAGCUUCUGUCAUCAAUCCCGAUGUGGACGACGUUUGGCGAGCUAGCCAUUUUAUACAACUGUACAAGGACGGCUUCAGUAAAAGCUGUCUCCAAUGUGAAGACAUGGGCGCUAGAUAGAGAAGUAUUCCAGAAUAUUAUGAGAAGAACCGCUCAGGCUCGAGAUGAACAGUACAGACAGUUCCUUAGGAGUGUGUGUUUGCUGAAGAAUUUACCUGAAGAUAAACUAACCAAGAUCAUUGACUGCUUGGAAGUGGAAUAUUAUGACAAAGGAGAUUACAUCAUCAGAGAGGGGGAGGAAGGAAGCACCUUUUUCAUUUUAGCAAAAGGAGUGGUGAAAGUCACUCAGAGUACUGAAGGCUACGAUCAACCUCAGCUGAUUAAAACACUGCAAAAAGGUGAUUACUUUGGAGAAAAGGCUCUCAUCAGUGAUGACGUCAGAUCAGCUAACAUCAUCGCAGAAGAAAAUGAUGUGGCAUGUUUGGUUAUUGAUCGAGAAACAUUCAGUCAAACAGUUGGGACCUUCGAAGAACUCCAAAAGUACCUUGAGGGAUAUGUGGCGAACUUGAACCGUGAUGAUGAAAAAAGGCAUGCCAAGAGAUCCAUGUCUGGCUGGAGGCAGACCAAAGCUCUGUCUCUAGAGAUGAUUCAGCUGAAGGAGAAAGUGGCCAAAUUCUCCUCCUCGUCCCCAUUCCAGAACCUCGAGAUUGUCACCACACUGGGUGUCGGUGGGUUCGGAAGAGUUGAACUUGUUAAAGUGAAAAAUGAAAAUGUGGCAUUUGCUAUGAAGUGUAUCAGGAAGAAGCACAUUGUUGACACUAAGCAACAGGAGCAUAUAUAUUCAGAAAAGAAGAUUCUGGAAGAGAUGUGCUCUCCCUUUAUUGUAAAAUUUUAUCGCACUUUCAAGGACAGAAAGUAUGUCUAUAUGCUCUUGGAGGCCUGCUUAGGUGGAGAACUGUGGAGUAUCCUAAGAGACAGGGGCAGCUUUGAUGAACCCACUUCUAAGUUCUGUGUUGCCUGUGUGACAGAAGCAUUUGAUUAUUUGCAUCGCCUGGGUAUUAUCUACAGGGAUUUAAAGCCAGAGAAUUUAAUUCUAGAUGCUGAGGGAUACCUUAAACUGGUGGAUUUUGGAUUUGCCAAGAAGAUUGGAUCUGGACAGAAAACAUGGACGUUCUGCGGGACCCCAGAGUAUGUAGCUCCUGAAGUCAUUCUCAACAAAGGGCAUGACUUCAGUGUGGAUUUUUGGUCACUAGGAAUUCUAGUCUAUGAACUGCUGACUGGCAACCCUCCAUUUUCUGGGAUUGACCAAAUGAUGACUUAUAAUUUGAUUCUCAAGGGAAUCGAGAAAAUAGAUUUUCCCAAGAAGGUAACACGACGCCCUGAAGAUUUGAUUCGCCGACUUUGCAGGCAAAAUCCUACAGAAAGGCUGGGAAACCUGAAGAGUGGAAUCAAUGACAUUAAGAGGCACAGGUGGCUGAAUGGCUUUAACUGGGAGGGACUGAAGGCAAGGAGCCUGCCAUCACCAUUAAAAAGAGAGCUCAAUGGACCCGUAGAUCACAGCUACUUUGACAACUAUCCCCCUGAGAAGGGAAUACCCCCAGAUGAAAUGUCGGGUUGGGAUAAGGACUUCUGA